This is a messenger RNA of Schistocerca piceifrons (Central American locust), 5147 nucleotides long. Its product is annotated as homeobox protein OTX1. Gene Ontology annotation, biological process: regulation of transcription by RNA polymerase II. The transcript has 9 exons. Lineage: Eukaryota; Metazoa; Arthropoda; Insecta; Orthoptera; Acrididae. Gene Ontology annotation, molecular function: RNA polymerase II transcription regulatory region sequence-specific DNA binding; DNA-binding transcription factor activity, RNA polymerase II-specific. The record is from RefSeq and is a predicted model, not a curated record. The coding region runs from base 450 to 2060 and encodes 536 amino acids.
UAGAAUCACUUUAUUAAGCGAGUCAACGUUAUAUAUGUAAUCUGCUUUUGUUUAAAUUCUGUUAAAAACCGCGCGAAGCCGCCGCCGCCGUUUUCGUGGCCUGGCGCCGACAAUUGCGUUCGGGGUUGCGGGCUGCGCGAACCGCUUCUUUUAACCGGCGCCGAGGCUGCUCGUGAAACGGAAAAAAGAUUAUUUGUCGGGCCGAGUACGGAAUAUUAGGGCUCAUUGUGAACAAUCGCGUUUCAUCAGUAAAAAUCAAGGCUUAACUGCGUCUAAUAAGGAUCAAUUCACGAAUAGUUGCCGCCGUAAUAGCGGCGCGCGCUCGCCUGCCGGAACGGGCGUAAGUGGCGGGCGGAACGGAGUGUUUUGGCGGUGGGCGGCGGGCAGGUAGCCAGGUAGGCAGGCAGCCAGGUAGGCGCUAAUUGGACGACACCUGCGGCACCUGAACCAUGGAGGGCGGGCCCUUCGACGACAACCUCUUCUCCGACUUCGGCGGCUGCGUGUCGGGCUCCAGCACGCUGCUCAGCGCGAGGGCGCACGCCGAGUCCCGCGGCAAUGUCCACUCCAUUCAGGUGAUGCUGGGUCUCCAGCACUCGGACAUUCUGCUGGGCAAGAUGGACGGCGGCGCCGGCGCCGGCUCCGGCGGGGGCGGGCAGGGCCAGGACGGCGGCACAGGAGGCAGCGGAGGCGGCGGGGGCGGCGGGGGCGGGCUGUUCAGCGCGGCUGGUGACGCGGGCCCCGGGCCCACGCCGCCGCUCGUCACGCAGCCUGCCGCCAAGCGCAAGGAUGACCCGCUGUUGCAGCACGCCGACUCACAGCAGCAACAGCAGCAGCAGCAGCAGACCUUCAUCGUCUCCGCAGCCAUGGAGACUCCUACCCAGACGCCGACGACGACGUCCAAGAAGUCAGAGUCGAAGAGCAAAAAGAGUGACAAUAACGGAGUGAAGAAGAAGAAAACGAGGACGACGUUCACGGCGUACCAGCUGGAGGAGCUGGAGCGCGCGUUCGAGCGGGCGCCGUACCCCGACGUGUUCGCGCGCGAGGAGCUGGCGCUCAAGCUGAGUCUCAGCGAGUCGCGCGUCCAGGUGUGGUUCCAGAACCGGCGCGCCAAGUGGCGCAAGCGGGAGCCGCCGCGCAAGACCGGCUACCUCGCCACCGGAGGCUCGGCGAGCGCGUCACUGUCGUCGUUCGGCUCGCUGAACAGCUCGCUUGGCCCGUUCUCCGGGGGCGGCGUGGGCGUCGGCGUGGGCGUGUCGGCGCCGGGCGACUCGUGGGCCGCCUACUCGCCGGCGGCGUACGAGCUGUCGCCGCACCUCAACCUGCUCAACGCGCCCUACUCCAGCUCGCCCUUCGGCGCGCCCUCCACAGGACCCUACUCGUACGCCUCCAUGCUGCAGCCGCAGCACGACGCCUCGCUCUUCCGGUCACAGCACCAGCUGGACGAGUCGGGUGCGGUGCUGGGCCAGCACCAGGACUACGACGACAGCCCGGGGGUGGCGCUGCGCCACCAGGACUACGUGGGCGGCGGCGGGGGCGGCAGCCCGCGGCACGGCCACCACGACUACGGCGCGCCGCCCCCGCCGCCCCCGGGGGCCGGCUCUCCUGCCUCCGUGCGCCAGCAUCACGACUACGUCACAGCCACUGGUGAGUACCUGCACGACUUGACUCGACAGUCGAAAUCUCGUUCUCAGCUGCCAUUGCUGGGCUACGGCGGCGGCUCGCCCGGCGGGCUGCGCCACCAGCAGCCGCAGCACCACGAGUACGCCGACGGCGGCAGCCCGAUGCGCGAGUACCAGACCAUGGUGGCCGCGCCGCACCACCACAUGACCAUCGACGGCGCCAAGGGCAUCGACUACAUCGACGUGGAGGACAUGAGCCCGCAGAAGUACCAGGAGGAGCUGCUGGCCCACGAGAAGCGCGCCGCCGACGCGGGCUACAUCCUCACCGCCGCCCCCGCCAACGGCAACGGCGGCGGCAACGGGGGGCCCGCCGGCCGCAAGGACGGCGUCUCCGUCAAGACGGAGCAGACCUACGUCACGCUGCCGCCCUUCCUCGGAUGACUCCGGGCCAACAUCAGUGCUGGCCACUCCAUAGAGGACAUCGUCUUCGUGUAGAGAACGGUAGCGACCGGCCUGGGAAGCGCCGGCAAACACACGACAGCUAACUACGAGUCUGCCCAACGUUGCGUACAGUACAUUCUGCUUUGAGAGCUAUGUAGUCGUAUCGAGAGCCAAAGGCUAAUUUAAGCAUAUUAAUGGUACUAGGAACAAGCGAACCGACAAUACCGCAACUGCAAAUUAUCACAAUUUAUUGCUUGAUAACUCAUAAAGUAAGUGCAGUAUCGCUGGUUACACAAAAGGCGAGCCCUUCACAAGCGUUAAAAUUUUUGCUCACGGUGUGUUACAGUAAGCAGAUCAGUCUGCAAAGGCCGACGAACAGAAGGCUGGAUAGAUCGAUGAAAUCCUGGUUCCAUUCCUUCUUAUAAUUUACGUCUUCUUUUCCUAUGGUGCCGACUUAAUCAAUAAGUUUACGCCGCUAUCACAAACAGUACUUGAUGAGCCCUGAUAUCGUGUUGUCUGAGGGGAAACGAAAAUGCUAUUGCAUGCAGGACUAAUUACGUUACCAUACAUACUUCCACAACACAACGAUAAGACGAACAUCCAAGCAUUUUAAAUACAGCCUUGAGGAUCGUAAUAUUUUGCCAGGCAUUAGUAAUUUUCUACGCCUGGUGUAAAUUGUUCUAUGAUGGUUUGAUAACAGUUACUGUAGCCAAGCAGUGUGGCUUUAUCGCAGCUGUAAGCACACUUGACCUUCUGGAGUCUGUGUUGCGAUCGCUCCAUUCUCUUCGCCACUUUUCACGAAGAUUUCUAUCCAGAUAGCGCCCUCAGUUAAGAUUUUAGUAAUAAUUCUGAUUCCUUACACCAUCUCUAUAUUUUUCCCCGUCGGGCCUGGUGAUCUAGUCGUGCAGCGUAUGCCCAGCUUUUACAUCUCAAUGAUGUGAGGAUUCGCCAGGAAAGACACAUGGCUCGUAUUCGACGUUACACCGUAGGUCCUCUUUCCCCGGAAGGGUUACUGUGAACAGACAAGUCGCUGAAAUGGCGUCCAAUUGAAAAAUUUUGCAUCAGGCCGUUGAGCCACAUGAAAUUAUUUCUUUAGGUUCUCCAGUGCUUUUAACAAUAUUAACUGCUGAUACUGUGGUGAAUCUCUGUGAUAGCAGGAAAUUUAUUACGAACGGCCUUCGUGGGAAAGAUGGCACGUCACCUUGAUUCCAAUUAACCAAUAUUUCCUUAUUAUGUUCAUCAGUAAUAUAACAUGCACCUUCUUUUCCUCUCAUUCUGGCGAGUAAAUAAUAACGCUGGAAAAGACAAAAGCGGACAGGUCUGAAGGUGCAGCAAAUAAGUGAAGUUGCUAUUGCAACGAGGCCAUUCCCCUACUCACCCUUGAGAUUUUCACCUAGCGAGGUGGCGCAGUGGUAGCACACUGGACUCGCAUUCGGGAGGACGAUGGUUCAAUCCCGUCUCCAGCCAUCCUGAUUUAGGUUUUCCGUGAUUUCCCUAAAAUCGUUUCAGGCAAAUGUCGGGAUAGUUCCUUUGAAAGGGCGCGGCCGAUUUCCUUCCUAAUCCGAGCUUGCGCUCCGUCUCUAAUGACCUCGUUGUACACGAGACGUUAAACACUAACCUAACCUAACCUUGAGAUUUUCAGUUUAGCUGCAGGCUCCAUUCCCUGUUCUUCAAAUGGAGAAUUACUUCCAGCCUUCACAAUAGUCAGCUGUAUUCGGGAUCUUCUAAACAUAGGCUAUAGGACCUAUCCAACGCUUCGAGAGACUCCAACCUGUUUGCAGGAGUUUAACUCUUCUUACUACCAGUCGAGCCGAAAAGAUCACAUUUCAAAUGUAAACGACAAUGUUAACACUGCAGAUUGUCACUGUGUUACUUUACAUAAGUCACCUGCAGAGGCCAUUAUUAUCUAUAUAUGGCUUAUCAGAUCCCAAUCGCUGUAAACGCAUGCCUCGUUAGCAUAAUGCGAACAGACAGAAACUAUAAUUUCUUGAUACGUGUUUGCGCCAAUUUAAAAACUAAUGACGACUCCAGUACCAUUAAUGAUGCCUUGUUAACACCUUUAUAUGAAAACAAAAGUAAAUAACCUAUUUUUGUAUCCUUUUUACAGCAAAAAUUCUAGGAAAGUCUACUAACGCUACAAAAAUCCUUAAAAAAGAAAAGUCUUCCCGAAAAAAGUCCAGUUUAACAGCUUUGCUCAGUGAUGUUCUCAUUGAACACAAAAACGCAGGCAAGACUUUGCUACUGUGUUAACGUCCAGCGCUGAUGUGAAGUUACGUUUGAAUCUCUUGUGUCACUACAGAAACUAUUCUCCAUGAAGAAUGUGUAACGUUUGCUCCUUUUUAUGAAUGGACGAAAUAAAAAUUGAACGAGUAUUAGCUUAGUUUUAGUUAUACAGCACCAACCGCUGAGUUUUAGUGCUUCAAGGAACUGAAAUAUCGAAUUCUUCAUCUUCUAGACAACGAAUUUUCUAACGCGCAGUGCGAUAAAUAAUGUUUUGUGUUCGAUGUACAUGUGUAACACUCAUUAUAAGUCAUUUCUCAAUUAAGUAUGUAAUUCAUGAAGUAAGUUCGCUCUUCCUUAUUGUUUGCAUUUAAGUAACAAUGGAACUCAGCCAUAGAAUUCCAAAUUUACAUGUGCCAAAGUCUUUUUUCUUAAUUCUGGAUUGUCGGGCCUAAAAUUAAUGGAAGUAGAUGUCUUGAGAUGUAAUUGUACAGUAAAUAACUUAAACGGUCUUGGAAGGCUGUAUCAACUGCUAAUAGGGCAGAAAGUGCAUUCACGUGCCUUUACAAUUUACAGUAUCCAACAAUGAGUGUUGGUGAACUGCACAUGUGUAUAAUUUUAGGCUGCCUGAGAGGGAUCAAUAAAAUAAUUAAUGGUUGAAAUAUGUAAUAUAAAGCGCUGUUUUAGAGAGAAAGAUUAAGUGGACAAACUUUUAGGUGUAACGAGAAGACAUUGAAGGUGAUAAUAUUUCUUAUUUGCAAAUGUACGAGUUGUUUUCUCCAUGAAAUAUGACAAAUGAAAAUUAAUAUUUUACUUUACUUAAUUUCUCCUGUUGUAAAUUUGUGUGACAAAAUAUUUUGAAAUUAA